AUCGUGAUAAAGUUUUGUUGCAUGAGUGGAAGUCGAAUUUGGUUCCCCUCCUUUGAAUGCUUGAACUUUUGAAAACACGAACAUUAUAUUGAAUGAAGUUUGCUGAGAAACUAAAUGCUCAUCUUACUCCCGAAUGGAGGACUCAAUACAUAGAUUACGAUGAACUAAAGGAACACCUGUACAGAUAUGUGCAAGUUCUUGAAUCCCUACCGUUCCUUUCCGUUCAAGAAAGCAACGCUUAUUUGGAUGAAUGUGAUGAAGAGUUUUUUAGACUGUGUCACAAUGCUUUGAGGAAAAUAGAAGUGUUUUUUUCUGAGAAAAUCGCUGAGGCAAAUCGAAAGUACACUACAUUAGUAGAUGAACUUGAAAACUAUAUAGAGUCUACUCACCACCACAAGUCUUCUGUUUGGAUUGGUGGUUCCAGGGGUUCUCUUUCCCGAAAACUUACGGAAUCCUUCGUUAAGGAAACUGAAAAAUACAAAACAUCAGUUCGGGAGAAUGGUUCUGUUAUCUUGCCUGUUCAGAGCAAACUCAGUAAAAUACAGUUGGAAGAAAAUUCGGAUUUACGCCGUCGGCAAAGUCGAUCAAAAUCUUCUGAGAAUUCAAAGUAUGAUACUUCGAGGUUGAGCAAGAAAAAGAAAACUUUUCGGAAGUUACAUGAUUUGAAGCUUGCCUUCAGCGAAUUUUAUCUGAGUCUUGUGCUGCUUCAAAAUUAUCAGUCAUUAAACUUCACAGGAUUCAGAAAGAUCUUGAAAAAGCAUGACAAGCUUCUUCGUCGAAACACCGGAUUGAUUUGGCGGCAACAGGUAGUUGAGUGUGCUCAUUUCAACACUAGCAGGGAGGUCGACGACCUCAUUACUGAAGUUGAAAAUAUAUUUACAGAGAAGUUAGAACAAGGAGACAGACAAAAGGCAAUGAAACGUCUACGAGUACCUCCACUCUCUGAAACGUAUAAUCCUCAUAGUUUAUUUCUAUUUGGCUUAUGCGUUGGAAUUUUUCUGGCUCAGUUUGUUGUUAUCGUGUUAACUUGUAUAUUUUUACGUCCAUUACCUCAGCAUUAUCUUCCUGCAAUACGGUUGUUUCGCGGGACAUUCCUUCUCAUUUUCUUUCUUUGUUUAUUUGGCGUAAAUACUUAUGGAUGGCGUUCAUCUGGUGUAAAUAAUGUAUUGAUUUUUGAACUUGACCCAAGAACACACUUAGAUCACUUUCAAUUAUUACAGAUUUCAUUUUUCUUGGCUGUGAUAUGGGGUUGCUCAUUGAUCUAUUUCUUAUUCAGUGAAGUGAUGCAAUCACCUGCGUAUGCAUCCCCACUUGCCCUUGUUUCAAUAAUGGCGCUUUUCCUUUUCAAUCCUUUCAAUUUCGCCCAUUCAAGAGCACGUCGAUGGCUAUUAAAUAUAUUGGGACGGAUUUUCAGAGCCCCUUUUGCUCCAGUGUCUUUCGCAGAUUUCUGGCUUGCAGACCAGUUAAAUAGUCUGAGUUUUAUAUUUUCAGAUAUUGCAUAUUUCAUUUGCUUUUAUUCAUCUCAAAUUGACUGGGCUAAUGGUAUGAAUUAUAUACCCCCAGAAUCAUCAUUAUCUUCAUCAUCCUCACUAGUCUUAGAACGUAGUAAUGGAUAUUCUAAUUCUUCAACCUCAACACUUCCUACUUGUGCCUUCCAUUCCAAUGAAGUUAUCUCUCAGAGUUGUCGGUGUGAAGGUUUGUUAUUUGGUUUGGAUCCUAUUUUGAGGAUAUUACCAGCUUGGUUUCGAUUUGCUCAGUGUUUAAGACGUUACCGGGAUAUGGAAGUAAAAGCCGCCAAUCCUCACCUACUGAAUGCUGGCAAAUAUUCUGCAACAUUUCUGGUAGCUUUCUGUGGUGUCUGGUUGACAUUGGAUCGAACAGGAACUAUGCCAUUGAUAGCAUAUGUUAUAUCCUGUUUUAUUCGAUCUGGUUACACUUAUACAUGGGAUAUUUUAAUGGAUUGGGGUUUGUUAGACUGUCGAUCAGAGAAUAAAUUAUUGCGUGAUGAACUAGUCUACAGAUAUAAGGCUUAUUAUUUCUUCGCAAUUGUUGAAGAUUUUGUAUUUCGCUUAACAUGGAUUAUUCGCUUAAGUUUUCUACGUAUUGGAUUUGAAAGGAUGGAGAUUAUUAACACAACAGUAUUAACAAUUGAAGUUAUUCGACGUUUUAUUUGGAAUUUCUUUCGAUUGGAGAAUGAACACUUGAACAACUGUGGUCAAUUCAGAGCAGUUCGUGAUAUAUUUAUCACACCUUUACCUAAAAGGCCACAUCGAACAUCGUCAUUGACAACAUUUGAAAAUCCUAAUUCACAUAAUUCAAAGUUUAUUCAUUCAAAUUAUAAUUCAAAAAACACAGGUAAACUGUUAGUAUAUUCUCCGGAUAUUGGACGAAGAAGUAUGCCAGAUUUCUCACAAAAUAGAUCUUUUGAACAAUCGUCCCACAAAUCUAGUCAUUUUUUAGCAAGUGAUUCAUCGAGAACUAAAGGGGAAACUGAGAAUGAAAUGCUUACAUCUACAUCCAAAAACUCUUGGGGAAAUAAUAAGUUAUCUUUAGAGCUAUUACAAGAUGAAAUAUAUAAAAAUCCCUUACAUCGUUUGUGGAAGAAUUUGAAAUCAUUAGGGAAAAGUUCAUCUCAUUUAAAAUCUCAUGGCAUUGAAAUGUCACCUAGUGAAACUGCAAAUAAUUCCAUUCAUAAUCAGCCUACAUUCACUUUAUUUAUUGAUGAUCAUGAUGCUGUUCAAACUACACCUCAUCCAUCGUCAUCAAAAAUGUCACCUGAUAUAAUACCAGUUCAGGCUAACUACUCCCUUGAUAGUGCUUCAAAAUCUCAUGGUUUUAUACGAGAAAAGCGAGUACAUAUAUUAGGUCGGCAAACAGAAAACGAACAAGGAGAACCCUAUGAAAAAUGUAGACUUGAGACAUGUGAGGUGAAAAUAAAUGAUUAUUUGUCGCCUUCAUUAGUACAGUCACAAAAGGGACCAAAUCUUUAUGAACCAUCUGUAAAUCAACAUGUUGUAUUCAGAGACCCUAGUCAUAGAAAGCCAAGUGAUGAGUGUAAGCCUAUAAACGAUCUAAAUUCCAGCUCCAAUUUACAUUGUCCAGAAUUCAUGGAUAAUUUGUCAACUACUGAUGCUCUACAUCAUUCAAACAAAUCGGUUACAUUUGUAAGCCAAGAUUCGACAGAAUUUGAUGAAUUACGCAAGGGAUUUUCAAAUUCAAAUCAUCGGACAAAUAAAAACUAUCCAGUGGAGAUUGUUCUAUCACAUGGAAGCACAACUUCACUUGGUGAUGAAUUGGAACUUACCAUUCCCAUUGCUACUAUUUCCGAUUGUGACUCGGCUAAAACUUCACCAGCCCUACAGACAGUAGAUGAAUAAAUAACAGAGAAAAUAAUAAGGAGUUAUAUCAUCAAUACCAGUGCCAAAAUUUUCAGGUUAGUUUGAAGCUUUUCAUACGUAUAAUUCUUCAUGUUUACUGCAUCGCACAUUUCGUACAAUGUAUUUGUUAACUCACUUACCUAAGAUGAGAUUAUUCAGUUUUAAUCUAACUGACAUCAGGAACAUUCAAGGUAUUCUGUUGCGUUUUGUCUCCACUGUCUGCGAAAUAAUCGAUUUGUCGCUUAAAGGUUGAAUUGCAUACUGGUUACUUAACUUUACAACUUGAUACUGUUUUAAGGUAAUCUGUCUCAUUCGUUGUAGCGUAUAGCAAUCUGUCUAUCACGUUUUGAGCGGAAGACUAAACUGACUAGAAUAUAUCUGCGUUGUAUUUUCUUGCCGAAAGCUUAUCUUAAUCUUUUCAUUUGAGAACAAAUCUGUUUAGCAGACUUUAGGUGAAGUAUGUUUACUAUCUGACUUAUUACAACCAAAUCGCAUAAGUAUUCGUUUUUAGAUACUGAAAUCUAAUUUCGUACUAGACAAGCAGACUUAGUAGUAGUAGUAAAAUGUAGAAAACAAAUAGCACACUGUAGUUAUUGUGGACUUUGAUAAUACACCGUAAUAGAUUUGUCAUAUGUCACUCUUUUAUCAAUUUUUUCUUUAGUUAAACAAUAUUAAGAUGAUAAUGAUGGUUAGUGGCUAGCAGUGGAAUCCAGAACGGGCGUUUCAUCCUAUUUGAGACUCGCCAGCUGAAGGUACCUGCUUCUUAGUGAGCGAUCUUGUCCUUACUAGUAUUCGAACCCGUGGCUGGUCGUUUCUCUAGGUCAUUGGGUCACGGUAGCUACCUCUUAAGUGACAAGUGUAGUUUUUAUGUUGCAGUAUGUAACAAAGCGAUAGUUAAAAGAAUGUUAGCUUUUAUUUCAUAGAUUGGUGCAUAUAAAUUCAAAGCCAGUCUAUCAUUAGCAAACUUGAUUAAUGAACUUUCUUACAUAUUACAGCCUGUUGGUAAUACAUAUCACCAACGUUUACAGUUCUACAUUCUAACUUCCGUAUAUGUGGAUAAAUACGUGGCGUUUUGGUGCCGGAUUGUCUCCUUGCCGAGUGCAGGUUUAAUUUCUGUCCCAAAUAGUAGUGCAGACGAAGAAAUGCGUGGUUGAUCUCGUUCGCUCAGUUAUUUUGAAACAUUGAGCAUGGGUUUCCUCAAGGCUGUCGAUAUGCUACAGUGAUGACGGUUAGGUUUAAAGCAUCCUAUCUACUAAUGAAUUGACUCAUUAUCACGAUCACUAGCAACCCUAUCUGCAUUAUCCUCUGUUCCCAAUAUUACUCCUUAAGCAGUCUGACUAACUCGUUUCUCUGUGGUACUAUUUCCAGUCUCUGAGUCGUGUAAGGCUAACCUCAGUUUACAUCUUUCAACACACAAACUCCUCGUCAAAUGUAACUUUAGACCUAAAUUGCUGUCACUGAGCUUUCUCACUGCAAUGACCGGUUGAAGCUACUGCAAAACGUUUUUCUACUGAAGUCCUUUAGAUACUGUAAUCUAUAGCUAUCCUAGAAAGUAAACAGUCGUGAAAUUUGACGUCAAAACCUGUCCAUUUUGCUCCAAUCUUUAACUGUUUAUCCUAAACAGUAAGUUGUUCACUAAAAGGAGAAAACUAGGAAGCACAAAGUAUUUCAGCGAAGAGAAUUUUCUUUAGCCGUAAAAACGUAUUUAUCGCAAUAACGAACAAACAAAUAAGUCUAUUAUCGGCUAGUAGAUUGACAUUAGGUCAUCAAAACGGAAUGUCCUAGGGUGAAAUAGUAAGUCGUUUCUAGAGUUAGAAGAAUAAUGCGUAAUCAUCAUAGUAUAUAUAAGGAAAAUCUGUAGCCGAACAUGAUGAUGACCACUUGGUCGAAAAAUUAUUAUAAUUAUAACCAAUAAUUGGAGUAUAGCGUUCUAAGGAUCUUAACAGGAAAUUGGUACUAAUAUGUAUAGAUAUAGGAAAGUAAACCAUAAAGUAAAUAUUAAAAAAAUCAUGACGGUCAGUCAGUAAAAGUAAGGUAAAUAUUGAAACAGUUAAAAAACGUAACGAAGGAUUAUGAAAAUGAGAGUAUCACCUCUGUACGCAAAGCUCAGGCUUUACUUGUUGGAUUGCCAGUGGCUCUGCUAUACACAAGAGAUAAAUAUACACUACCUUUACACCAUCCAGUUUGAAUUUAUGUAGGAUUUUUUUAAAAAGACUGUAGGCAAGCGACAUGACUAGAACUGACUAGGUGGUCUAAGAUGUAACUGUUGCUUUGCUUGUGUUCUCCUCUGGGCAGCCAAGCAGCAUAGUUUUCGGAGAUGCAUUUGUGAAGACUGCGGUUUUUUGGCCUACAUAAAUAUCAGGUAAACUGAUAGAAAUACGUAAAUGUUGUCAACAGUGGCAGUUUUUCCUUCACACCUCAUUGCAUCAACUGUCAGCUGCGGGGGGAGGGGAGAGGAAUGAUUCAUCAGUAGUUCUGCUGCGUUGUCCCGUUUGGACUCAAUAUUGAUGAAUAAGAUCUUCUUAGGGAUAGUAAGAACCCUCUCUAGUUGCUGUUUUGGCUUCACAUCUUUUGCGAUGAAUCUUGGGGGAUAGUCUUUCCGAAAAAAUAUUCCAGCUGUUCAUCUGUUGUGUUAUUUAUGUGAAUUCUUCUAGUUCUCGUGCAGGGUUCCUCUAGUGGCUCAGUGGUUCUUUGUAAAGGAAUGUAUUGUCCAUUCCAAGUUGGUUUCCUACAGACCGAUCGUUUUAAGGGAACCAUCAGGUCUUCACUUCAACGAAAUAUCAAGAAAGUGAAUUCUGAGUUAUUCUCAACUUCCACUGUGAAAUCGAUCAAGGGAUGACCCUGAGUGAAUUUAAGAAGAGUGGUACCAAGAUCAAGUUUCUCACUUCACAUGAUGAGGUUAUCAUCCAUUUGUCUUCUAUAUAGAUGGGACUGAUCAGUGUGUAAUCGUAGUGCCGUGUCUUCCAAAUUACCCAUAAAGCAAUAUUCUAGAAAAGAGCCCAUGGAUGACCCAAUAGCUACUCCAUCCUUUUACCGAUAAAAUUCUCUGCUGAACUUGAACGUUACAUUAAAAGUGGAUCGUAGAAAUAAUUUCUUUAGGCAUUGAAUUACAACACUGACUUCUAGAUCAUAAGUUUCGAUUUAGUCACACAGGAAACAAAUAGUUUCUGCAAAUAGAACAUUCGUGACGAGUGAAGGGUUGUCGGAAGAGAACAUACGUUUUUCAGAUACUCUGAGGUUAUUUUUUAUGUCGACAAAAUCAAAUGAAGUAUAUCUAUUAAUCCAACGUCUCACUAUUUGAAGAAUUUCACUCAGCCCCUUAGCAAUUACAUGUUAUCAGGAAUUAUUCAUAUUCAAAUUUGAACAGAGAGAAGCAUCUUUCUUGUAUACUUCCAACAGGUCAUAGAGUCGUGGGAUCAAAAAGUCUGAGAGUUUCAAAUGUUCGAACAGAUCGCUGCUAAAAAUUAAUCCUUUUAAGGAUUUUGAUCAACUUCUGCUCAGUUUGUUUACUUGUGUCUUCAUAAACAUUUUGUUUUGAAAAUUCAAUAUAAUCUGAUAGUAUUAAAGACAACCUCGUAAAAUAAGCAUGAUGGCCAGUGAAGACGAUACCGGAACCCCUAUAGAGACAGACCAACAACUUUUUGUUUGUGAGGAGGCCUCUUAGUUGGGAUCUGUGUUCCUUUGAUAACAAUCUAGCAUUCCGUUUCAUAAUAAUAUACUGCGUGACAAGAGUUGAAAAUAUUUGACUUCAGUUGUUCUAAAUACUUGUCAGUAACUGGAAGAAGAUCGUUUGUUUGACUAAUUAGACCUCCAAAUUGGAUUUUGGUGUCAAGCCCAUUAGCAAACAACGAAAUAUCUCGGAAUUUCGCCUAGUGAUAGUGCUUUCGUUUGAAUAGUAGAUAGGGAAAUACUGAAGUAGUUUUACAGCUAUUUUCCUCGCUUUUCUGAAAAACUUGAGUGGGAAUCAACUAAUGAAAAUUUUCUUCAUUGAAGUCUCUGAAAGCCAGUAUUCUUGAAAGACCAUAUAACCGACCUAAAUUAAAUGUUCCCUUCCUCCGCAGUUAUUCAGCUUUUAUCUAUUUUCACCUUCAGUCAGACUAAGCGGAAAACAGCUUCAGUCCGGCUGACAGCUGCUAUGUAAACUGUUCGAGCUCAAUAGCAAAGUAAAACAUCUAAAUAUCCUAUUUUUAGAUCUCAUGUCCAAAGUACUCUUGCAUCUAUUAACCUAUUGAAUUAUGUUAAAUGCUUUACCUAACAAGACUUGAACAAUAAUUACUCAGAUUUUAUGCACAUAUUUCUCGUUAUCAACUUAAAAAUGCAAGAUCAAACACUAGGGAAAAAUAAUAUUGAUCCAUUUUAUUAUUCUGAUGGUUCUUGUUGGUUAUUUACAACCUAGAAUAUUUACAACAAUAAAUUAUAACCAGACAUAUAAACGAACAAAAUUGUUUCCACUUUGAUUUUCUUCACGUUUUACUCUGUUUGAUAUAUAUAUGUCAAACGGAUCAUGUAGAUUUGUCAGUUUAUAUGAUAAAUGUUGCUAUCUACGUUCGUGGUUGACACAAAGACAGGUAAAAUCCAUAGGAAGUCCUGUUCUAUCUCAUCUUGUUGAUUCAUAAUGGUCACUUGGUAGAUAAGAACAAUGCAAUCAAGAUUAUUCAUAGUAUGCUAUCUAUUCUUACGAAAGGUAUUUGAAUUCGUUUUUUACACUUAGCGGAAACUGUGGGAAUUCAAGCUAAGAAUCCUAGUCAUUGUAUUCAAAAGAAGUUUGUACAUCAAUUUGUCAGGAAAUACUUAAUAAGCAACUUUAUCACUAAAAACUUCCCAUCUCCUUUUUUAUUCUUCAUCCUUUUCAUAUACUUACUGUAUUUACUUCGACUUUUUUUAUCCACUUACCUCAUCCUUCAUUAUAACUUAAUUGUUGAUCCAUUUUGAUCAUCAGAGUGUCUACAUUUCCAUGCUGCUUUCUUGAUUCGUAUAAUCAUUAUCAUGUAUGUUACAACUACUUUAUUAGAAGACAUAAUGGAAAAAUACUGUUUUCAGUUAGCUCACAUCAGGCGAAGGCAGAGAUAAAGGGUGCGCAAGCGUUUUUUGCAUGCAGAAAUCAGGUUUGGUUUCUCCAUUUCCCGCAGCCUUCGCUGUAUGUAAUGUGCGAGUGCAGAUUGAGUUCGAAAGAUUUUGCGGAAUGCGAUAAAUGGUUUUGAAUGUGGUCAUAUAAUAGACAAGACCAAAGCGUUCAAAAUCAUUUAUCGCAUUCCAUAAAAUCUUUCGAAUGAAAUUCGCCCUCUCAUACUUCAAAUAGCUGAGGCUAUGGGACUUGGAGAAAUCAAACCUAGUCUUCGUGUACAAAAGAAGUUUUUGCAACCCUUAGCCAGAGAAAACCUAAUGAAUGACUUCAAAGAUAAAUUCAAUUUUCAUCCUCUUCCUCUUUCUUCACCCCUUUCACAUAUACUUAUAUUCUUAGACUUUGAUUGUCUACACAUUUCACCCUUUAGUAUUACGUAACCUUCAUUUUUGUAAGUUUUAACUUGCAUUGGUUGUCUAAAUGUUUGGAGUACCAUCCUGUCCUCACUCUUCUUAUCAUUAUUAAUGUUAUUAUUUAAAUAUCUACUACUUGCAUACUUCAUUUUCUAGUUACCACAGGCUAAAGAAUCCACCAUGAUUGGCUUAGUGUUUUCUUUUCCUAUAUUUGAGAAAAUGUAUGUAUAUUAGCAUAGAGCCUGAUGAGAGUUAGUUGAAAACAAUAUUGUUAGCUUAAAUGUCUUCUAAUUUUCAUAGAGGGAAUUUCUAACUUUAAUCAUCGGUGGUGUAGUGGAUAACGCGCUGGCGUUUGAAGCGAUCGCUCCCGAGUCCGAGUCCCAGUGGGAACAACAUCACUCACUGAGAAGCAGGUACAUCCAGCUGACGAGUCCCAAAUAGGACAAAAUGCGCAUCCUGGAUUCCACUGCUAGCCACUGCCUAUCAUUACUAAACAUAUUUAAUCAUCACUUUUAUUAUUUUUAAUUUUAUAACUAUCGUUAUUUUAAAACAUUUAUCAAGCUAACCAACUACUCUACAUGAUUGGUUUGAUUGUUCUAUAUAUUCAGCUAUUUAUACUAAAGUAAAGGCUGAAGAGGAUCUAGUUG
Heterobilharzia americana is the source of this 9499-nucleotide messenger RNA. The record is from the annotation of a GenBank genome assembly. NCBI's taxonomy places the organism in Eukaryota, Metazoa, Platyhelminthes, Trematoda, Strigeidida, Schistosomatidae.